AUGACCUUUUCGUCGGUACGAAGAGCAGUUUCUUUUUUACUGUUACUUGCUCGUAUCCUCUCCUUUCAUUCACACUACUUUGCAUUUUACCUUCGAUUUCUUCCAGGUAUUAUCAUUUAUAGUGUCCCUUUUUACAUCUUUCACUUCUUUGUGUUUCUUUAUACCGUAUUAUCAUUUAUAGAUCCCUUUUUAUCUUUCACUUCUUUGUAUUUCUUUUACCGUUACUUCUGCUCGUAUCCUCUCCUUUCAUUCACUACUUUGCAUUUUACCUUCGAUUUCUUCAGUCUCUUCAGCUCGUAUCCUUUCCUUUCCUUUCAUUCACUACUUUGCAUUUUACCUUCGAUUUCUUCAGGUAUUAUCAUUUAUAGAUCCCUUUUUAUCUUUCACUUCUUUGCAUUUCUUUUACCGUCUCUUCAACUCGUAUCCUCUCCUUUCAUUCUCUACUUUAUCCAUUUUUAUCUUUCACUUCUUUGUAUUUCAUUUACCGUUACUUCAGCUCGUAUCCUUUCCUUUCCUUUUAUUCACUUCUUUGCAUUUUACCUUCGAUUUCUUCAGGUAUUAUCAUUUAUAGAUCCCUUUCUAUCUUUCACUUCUUUGCAUUUCUUUUACCGUCUCUUCAGCUCGUAUCCUUUCCUUUCCUUUCCUUCACUUCUUGGCAUUUCUCUUACCUCUCGUCUUUUUCUCUCUCUCUCUCUGUGUCUUGCUAUUCACAUCUGUUUUAUCCCUUCUCUCUCUUUUCUAUCCUCACUUCAUUGUGUUUUUUUACUCCCUCUCUCUUUCUCUCUCUCUCUCCUCCUUUCUUUCUUAAUUAAUUCUAUGUCCCUUUUUCUAUAUUUUUAUACUCUUUCUUUAUCCUUUUCUCUGUUCAUGUCUUACUCUUCCCUUUCAUUUUCUAUCAUUGUCUUCCUCUCUUUCCAUUCCUAUCUCUCUUAUCCAUUCAGUCUCUUUUCAUCCAUCGUUCUCGUCUUUCAUUCUCUUUUUCACUAUUUUCUGAUCGUUUUUAUCCUUCCCUUUUACAGGGUGAUUGGAACGUAA
This is a messenger RNA of Acanthosepion pharaonis, 1035 nucleotides long. NCBI's taxonomy places the organism in Eukaryota, Metazoa, Mollusca, Cephalopoda, Sepiida, Sepiidae. The record is from the annotation of a GenBank genome assembly.